AUGAAUUAUGGUUAUGGCAUUUUCAGAUACAUAAAACACUCCAUAGAAAAAAUAGUACAAUCAAAUAAUCAAAGAAUUGAAAUAAAAAAAGAAUUUGAUUUAAAAAACAAUUGUACAUUUGAAAAUGUAAUAACUAUUGAAAAUGAUCCUAUGGAAUUAGUCUUAUAUAAAAAAACAAAACAUCCAACUCAAGCAAAUACUCUAAAACGCCACAUGAAAACUCAUUCUGAAGAAAAUCUAUACCUCUUAAAGCAUAUGGAACCUUUUCAGUACAUCAAAAAAUUUAGACAGAAAACUUAUUUGACAAAAUACACAAGAACUGAUACCAGUGAGAAACCAUUUAAAAGUGGUUCUUGUGAAAUAUCAUUUGCUCAAUUGUCCAAUUUAAAAAGGCAUAAGAUGAUUCAUGCUGGUGAAAAGCCUUAUAAAUGUGAUUCAUGUGAAUUAUCAUUUGCUCGAUUGUACAAUUUACAAAGGCAUACAAUGAUUCAUACAGGAGAAAAGCCUUACAAAUGUAAUUAUUGUAAACAAUUAUUUAGGCAAAAUUCGUAUUUAAAAGAACAUAUAAGGAUACAUACUGGUGAAAAGCCUCAUAAAUGCGGUUCUUGUGAAUUAUCAUUUGCUCAAUUGUCCAAUUUAAAAAGGCAUACAAUGGUUCAUACUGGCGAAAAGCCUUAUAAAUGUGAUUCAUGUGGAUUGUCAUUUGCUCGAUUGUCCAAUUUACAAAGGCAUACGGCGAUUCAUACAGGAGAAAAGCCUUACAAAUGUACAUAUUGUAAACAAUUAUUUAGGCAAAAUUCUAAUUUGAAGCGACACGUAAAGUCGCAUACCAUACAGAAACCAGAGAGUGGUAUAUUUAAGAAAAAUAAUAUAUAUGACAAUAUUAUAACUGAUACUAGGUAG
Molecule: messenger RNA, 903 nt
Organism: Cinara cedri
Lineage: Eukaryota; Metazoa; Arthropoda; Insecta; Hemiptera; Aphididae
Source: the annotation of a GenBank genome assembly